Chelonus insularis is the source of this 724-nucleotide messenger RNA. Its product is annotated as ARL14 effector protein. Gene Ontology annotation, cellular component: intracellular membrane-bounded organelle. The record is from RefSeq and is a predicted model, not a curated record. The coding region runs from base 128 to 541 and encodes 137 amino acids. Lineage: Eukaryota; Metazoa; Arthropoda; Insecta; Hymenoptera; Braconidae. The transcript is spliced from 4 exons.
AUUUAUUGUAUUCUUAUGGAUGUUAAAUGUAAUUUAAAAAAAAGAGAUAUCUAUCGUAAAUGAUUGAUCUUAAUAACUAUCAACUUAUUAUUAUUUUGAUCUUUGUUUACGAUUUAUCGUUACAUUUAUGAGUAACGAAUCGAUAGUCAUGGAUUCAACGGAAGAAGCAAACAAUUCAAAAAAACGUAAUACUCGUAGUUAUUCUAAUAAACAACAAGUCACCGAUACCGUAGCUAAAAAAUUCCUACAAAAUUUUGACCCUCAAAGCAGUGAGAGAGAAAAACGAAAACUUCAUCGUCGACUAUACCCCGGAAGCAAAAAACAUAUUUUAUAUGAUGAAUGUGGGGUUUUUAUUCAAACUGGAACUAAUAUAUGUGAUUGUCUGCAGUUAGAUUGUUCCGGAUGUCAUUUUCCAUGUAUUAAAUGUGGUUCUACUAAAUGUGGUCACGAAUGCAGAAUCCAUCGACGUUGGGCUUAUGAUUCAAUUGAAAAUGAGGGCAGUGAUGUUGUAUUGAGAAACCCUGUAUUGAAAAACUCUUAGCUUUGAUAGGAGGUGCCUAGAACAAAACACUUUAAUUCUAAGAAAGGUCAUUAUAAAAUUUAUAAAACUAUUAAAGUUUAAACUUAGUUUUAAAGUGUUCCUGCAUGUAAAUAAUCAUGAUAAUUUUUGCUAAGAAAAAUUUGUCGAUAUGUAAUAAAAUAAUUGUACAAAUUAAUAACUAAU